CUUGAAGAUGCAAAGAAAUUUUUUGAGGAAAUGAAGAGGAGAGGGAUUUUACCUGAUGUUUUUUUGCUAUAAUUCUCUUAUCAUGGGGCUCUGCAAAGCCAACAAGAUGGAAGAAGCGAGGCUAUACUUAGUUGAAAUGUCGGAGAAGGGGUUCAAGCCUAAUGAAUAUACUUAUGGGUCUUUCAUCAGUGGGUAUUGUAAGGCAGCAGAUAUGCUGGCAGCUGGCAGAUUCUUCAUGGAGAUGAUAGACUGCGGUGUAGUACCAAAUGGUGUCAUCUGCACGACUCUUAUUGAUGGUCAUUGUAAAGGAGGUGACGUUGGAGAAGCAUUCACAGUUGUUAAGGUCAUGCUCGAGCGGCAAGUGCUCCCAGAUGUGCAGAUUUACGGACUGUUGAUCCAAGGACUUUCAAAGAACGGGAAACUAAAAGAAGCAACGGAGGUUUUUUCUGAACUCCAGGAAAAGGGCCUAGUGGCUGAUAUUUUUAUUUACAUUUCUGUUAUACCUUGAUUAAUGGUCUUUGUA
This is a messenger RNA of Syzygium oleosum, 523 nucleotides long. Its product is annotated as pentatricopeptide repeat-containing protein At5g61990, mitochondrial-like. The coding region runs from base 56 to 508 and encodes 150 amino acids. NCBI's taxonomy places the organism in Eukaryota, Viridiplantae, Streptophyta, Magnoliopsida, Myrtales, Myrtaceae. The record is from RefSeq and is a predicted model, not a curated record. Gene Ontology annotation, molecular function: protein binding. The transcript has a single exon.